Messenger RNA from Dioszegia hungarica, 3000 nucleotides. RefSeq lists its product as uncharacterized. Gene Ontology annotation, molecular function: mitochondrial ribosome binding; GTPase activity; GTP binding. The annotation marks the transcript as partial. The record is from RefSeq and is a predicted model, not a curated record. Gene Ontology annotation, biological process: positive regulation of translation. Lineage: Eukaryota; Fungi; Basidiomycota; Tremellomycetes; Tremellales; Bulleribasidiaceae. The transcript is spliced from 15 exons. Gene Ontology annotation, cellular component: mitochondrion.
AGAAACAUCUCCAUCAUCGCUCAUAUCGACCAUGGAAAGUCGACCCUCGCCGAUCGGCUACUACAGCUGACGGGCACUCUGCCCGCCUCGUCCAGCCCGCAAUUCCUCGACAAGCUCAAAGUCGAAAAAGAGCGGGGUAUCACCGUCAAGGCGCAGACGGUAUCGCUCAUACACACGCAUACGGACGGGGAGCGGUAUCUGAUCAAUUUGAUUGAUACCCCUGGACAUGUUGAUUUCAGCUAUGAGGUCAGCCGGAGUCUAGGCGCGUGCGAAGGGGCGCUGUUGCUCGUGGAUUGUACCCAGGGUAUCCAAGCUCAGACCUUAUCGGUCUUCCAUUAUGCUGAAGAAGCAAACCUUACCUUACUACCGGUCAUCAACAAGGUCGACCUACCACAUGCGAGCCCAAAGGAAACGUCCGAGCAAAUCGCCGCGACGCUCGGUCUGCCCAUGGGCAACCACGUACAUAUCAGCGCGAAGAGCGGUCUGGGCGUACCGCAGGUCCUGACAUCCAUCAUCGACGAGUUGCCGCCUCCACCUCCGUCGGAAGAGACGGACGGGCGAUUGCGAGGACUGGUCUUUGAUACAUUCUACGACCAUUUCCGCGGUGUCGUAUCCCUCGUACGGCUUUUCUCUGGGUCCAUACGGAAGGGUGACAAGGUCCGGUUCCUCCAAGCGGGCAAGAAAUACGAUGUGCUGGAGGUAGGGGUGCACAAUCCGGAGGAGGUACCGGUUGACGUCCUCUUGGAUGGUCAAGUAGGAUACGUCGUCUGCAAUAUGAAGAACUCAGAUGAGGCACACAUUGGAGAUACGAUCUGCCACGCAGACAAACUUGUCGAUGCCUUGCCCGGUUUCAAACCGAUGAAGGCUAUGGUCUACGCCGGCGUCUUCCCGGUCGACAGUGGCGAUUUUUCCAAAUUGGAAGAAGCAAUCGAGAGGCUGACCUUGAAUGAUCGCAGUGUGUCGAUACAACGUGAAUCAUCAGCAGCGUUGAGCCAGGGUUUCCGACUCGGCUUUUUGGGCACUCUGCACUUGGACGUCUUCCGACAACGCCUGGAAGACGAGUAUGAGUCGAACGUCAUCAUCACCUCGCCGACCGUACCCUUCAAGGUGGUGUAUAAAGACGGCCGAGAGGAGUUCAUCUCCAACCCCGCAGACUUUCCAGAUAUCACCGACCCCAAAGCUCGCGUGGCACACAUCGAGGAACCAAUGGUGGCCGCGACGAUCUUUGUCCCCAACGAGUACAUUGGCGAGAUGAUGACCCUCUGCGCCAAAUACCGAGGUAUUCAACAGGAAUACCGGAUCCUCGAAAACUCGUCCCGAGCUGUCUUGCGAUACACCCUCCCGCUCUCAGAGAUCGUCACCGACUUCUUCUCCGAGUUGAAGAGCGCAAGUUCGGGGUUUGCGAGCUUUGAUUAUGAGGAGGCAGGGUAUCAACGGUCGGAUCUCGUCAAGCUCAAUAUGAUGCUCAAUUCGAAACCGGUCGACGCGCUGGCUAUGGUCGUACAUCGGAAUGCGGCGGUCGCUAUCGGUCGAACGUGGACCAAGAAACUGCGCGAAGUACUACCUCGGCAAUUGUUCGAGCUCGCGAUCCAGGCGGCUAUUGGUACGAAGGUAGUCGCUCGAGAGAGUCUCUCGGCGAUGCGCAAAGACGUCACUGCUGGUCUUUACGGAGGGCACUACGAGCGGAAAAUGAAGCACCUCGAAAAGCAAAAGAAGGGCAAACAGCGCCUCAAGCGGCUUGCGGGGAACAUCGACGUUCCGCAGUCUGCCUUCUUUGAUGUUCUGUCAUCGCGCCCGCGAGGGUAUUCGACGUGUGCCGUGCGGCGGCCCGUCCUCCCCGCCGCUGACCUCGCCGCCUUCCUCCCGCCUCCUACGGACGAGUCAAUUUCGCUCUCAUCCACUCCCGCCCGCCAACUGGAUCCUAUUACACCGCACGAGCUCCCUCCCCAAAUCCGUUCCCAACAACUCUCCAAUCUCUUCGUUCUCGCUUCCAGCUCGACCGCCACCUCCACCGAGAUCUACUCGGCAUGGAGCAACCUCUACCUCUCCGCUCCCAAUACCCGCCUCUUCACCCCUCCGGAGCUCAUGACCAUCCUCCGCGGGAUGCACCGGGCGGACCACCGAGGCAAGCUCCGAGAUCCGCACGCCGCGGCACAGCGGUCCGGGAUAGUCAAGGAUGUUCUGGGGGAUAUCUCGCCCGGUGUGGUUGGCCGGGCUGCCCGCCAGAUCCUUGUGGCGGAGUUGCAAGCGGAGGCGUACAGGAAGACGGUCGGGGCAAAGACGUUGAAGGAGGCGGAACGCAAGGUGGCCGUGGCGUACCCGAAGGGCUUCCCGUCCGCUCCGUAUUGGAGGGACAAACUCGUCAUUAUCCACUUGAUCACCCAGAUCUUGGCGUUGGCUGCCAAAGUACCGGAUGGGGAUGCCUUCGAGCGAUGGAUGGAGAAGCGGGAGGCGGCAGGUGGGGAGCCGGACGGACAUAUCUUCACCCUGCGGCUCUUGCUUCUUGCAAACCAGAAGAAGCUCGACGCGUUGAUCGAGGCGUAUAACGACGGGACGCGACCAGCCAUGACCAAUACCGGACUCAUCUUUGGUGCCAACAAUCACCAGAUGGUCACUCUCAACCUCGUCCUCUGGCACCUCGCCAUCUCCGAGAAACACUGGGACGUCAUUGCCGGCGCAUACCAGCAACUCCUUUCCCACACGCACGAGCCCGAGCUCGCUGAUACCGACACCUCCUUCCUCUCCCCUUCCUCCCCUCCCUUGCUCGCUCUGCUCGUCCCCGCCCGCCUCCGUCCUUCGCGCGAUACCUACUCCAUCCUUAUCCGCAGCACGGCGUACCAAGGCGACCUCGCCGCUAGCCUCGAGGUCAUGCGGCAUAUGUUUGGGGACGGGUUCGCGCCGCACGUCCCGGAGUAUAUGGCGCUCUUUGAGGGGUUUGCGCGGUAUGGCGUCAUUUAUGAUGGUCCGCGCGGGAAAUUAUCGGCCAUGUUCCCCAAGUUC